Messenger RNA from Laccaria bicolor S238N-H82, 353 nucleotides. RefSeq lists its product as uncharacterized. The record is from RefSeq and is a predicted model, not a curated record. Bases 7 to 285 code for a protein of 92 amino acids. NCBI's taxonomy places the organism in Eukaryota, Fungi, Basidiomycota, Agaricomycetes, Agaricales, Hydnangiaceae. The transcript has 3 exons.
UCUAGCAUGUCGUUCGCAAAGGCCUUCUCACCUGCUCUUCGUGAAAUACGAAUUUUGUGCUCGCAGACAGGCCCAGCCUCUGCGGGAACCCGCCAAUUCAUAGUUUCGAAAUACCCAACUAUCAAACAGCACAACCCCGACCUACCUGUGCUUAUUAGAGAGGCAACUGGAACACCAGCACGAGUGUUUGCGAGGUUUGAACGCGGGGUGGAGAAACACGUUGAACUUGACAAUCUCUCGGCUACGGAUGUGGAGACGAAAGUAGCGCAGCUGCUCAGCUCAUGACCCCUCUAUAAUCAACGGACGCAUGCUCUGUGUAACACCAGCUUUCGAUUAGACAGAUUUCUUCCAUG